AUGAAGGAGGAAAGGGGAUGGAAGGUGAAGGAGAACGAAGUGAAGAAAGAGAGAGAAAUCAAGGAGACGAAAGUGAAGAAAGAGAGAGAAAUCAAGGAGACGAAAGUCAAAAAUGCCGAUUAUUACCGGGGAAGAAAUGACUACGUACGUCGUGACCGAAUAUCCGAAGAAGAUAGGAUAUUGUUGGAUCAGUUCUUGGAAAGUGUUGAUUUAGGUGAAAUUAUUGUGGAGAGAGGCCCACAUCAGUUGACGGGAAGGCAUAUGUGCGAACUUUUAUUUGAUGAAAUGCUGAGUGCAGAACACAUAGAUUUGUACUUGAAUCUAUUAUGUUCCGAAUCUAUCAUGACCCAGCAUGGACAUGAGAUUGAUUACCUUGACUCCCCUGCCCAGCAAGAGUUAAUGUCGCGACCUCGGAUGGACGUAGAACGAAUGAGCGAUGCCAAGUUUGAUCGUCUUCUCAAUGAUUUUACUAUUUUUGGAACGAUGGCUUUUGACAAGCUAAACACAGCAAAUAUCUUCAGUAAAACAUUUGUCAUGAUACCUAUCAAUUCCAGUGAACACUGGUUCCUGCUUGUUCUGAACCCAAUAGAUAAAUGUAUUUACCAUUGGAACUCCAUAGACUAUUCUCCGAAUUUCCCAGGAAUUGCGGAUUAUGUCGCCUCGUUUUACAGCAAGGUGGUUGAAAGAAGGUCUGGGUUGCAGAUACAAUCGGAAGCUAAAUGGGUUCAUGGAUGCAGGCAGCAGGAUGGGAACCUUGAUUGCGGCUUGUUUGUCUGCAUGUGGGCAUAUUGUCAUGCUGUAAACAGUGAAGAAAUUUGGUUUAAGGCAAAAACUUGCGAUAUCAAAAUACUUCGCCCAAAACUAGCAGCUAUCUUUCUGAGGCAUCGGGGAGUAGAAGUGGAAGCUAAAUAUGAAAUAGAUCUGGCGUUAUUGUGA
Molecule: messenger RNA, 936 nt
Organism: Erythranthe guttata (spotted monkey flower)
Lineage: Eukaryota; Viridiplantae; Streptophyta; Magnoliopsida; Lamiales; Phrymaceae
Biological process (GO): proteolysis
Molecular function (GO): cysteine-type peptidase activity
Source: RefSeq, a predicted model, not a curated record